Molecule: messenger RNA, 2343 nt
Organism: Habropoda laboriosa
Lineage: Eukaryota; Metazoa; Arthropoda; Insecta; Hymenoptera; Apidae
Gene: mei-9
Product: DNA repair endonuclease XPF
Exons: 15
Coding region: 1-2343 (780 amino acids)
Biological process (GO): double-strand break repair via homologous recombination; resolution of meiotic recombination intermediates; nucleotide-excision repair involved in interstrand cross-link repair
Cellular component (GO): nucleotide-excision repair factor 1 complex
Molecular function (GO): single-stranded DNA binding; damaged DNA binding; single-stranded DNA endonuclease activity
Source: RefSeq, a predicted model, not a curated record
AUGUUGGAAUACGAAAAUCAAAUGUUUUUAGAAAUACUCCAUGAAGAUGGAUUAGUUAUUACUGCAAAGGGACUUAGUCUGGAAACUGUGUUUGCAAAUAUAAUAAGGGCUUACUUAGACCCAGGAAACCUGGUUAUAGUUUUAGGUACUAUAAGCCAUGAUGAACAGUAUUUCAUUGAUCUCUUGAAAAGCUAUGGACUUAAACAUUUACCUCGUAUUAUAACUUCCGAGUGUUCUUCUGCUGAAAGAGAAAUAUUGUACUUGGAAGGAGGAGUGUUAUUUAUGUCAGGUCCAAUUCUUGUAGUAGAUUUAUUAAAAAAAAGAGUUCCACUGAAUUUAGUUACUGGAAUUCUUGUCUAUAGAGCACAUAAUAUUUUAAAUGCAUAUCAACAAUCGUUUGCUCUUCGUUUAUAUAGACAGAACAAUAAAGCCGGUUUUAUUAAAGCCUUCACCAAUUCAGCAUUGGCAUUCACUGUUGGAUUUAUGCAAGUAGAACGAGUGAUGAAAGCUUUAUUUGUCAAAAAAUUAUAUUUAUGGCCGCGUUUCCAUUCGCUUGUAAAUAAUACUCUAGAAAAACAUAAGCCUGAUGUCAUUGAACUACAUGUAAAAAUUACGCCAAAAAUGUUGAACAUUCAAACUUCUUUACUCGAUAUAAUGAAUUUCGUCAUAAAGGAACUUAAAAGGCUUAAUAUAGAUACCUUAUUCAAAAAUGCAAAAGAAAGAGUUUAUAAUGAUAAAAAUGAAUUAAAACCUGAAGCUAAUCCAAAAUGGACUGCUUUAACAGAAGUAUUACUUGAAAUUGAUAAUGAUAAUAAAAAGAAAGCAGAUAGAAAUGUUGAAAAAAUUUUUAUUUUAGUGCAUAAUCGUAAUAUUUGUUAUCAGUUAAGAAAUUGUUUAACUAUGGGUUGCAGUGAAUAUUUACUUUAUGAAGCAAUGAAAAAACUUUCUCAUAAAGAAGUACAAAAGCUGAGUGACAACAAUAUAGAAAAAGAGUCUUCAUCUGUUAAAAAGGAUGAUGAUGAUGAUGAUGUAAAUGCAGAGCAAGAUUCUUAUGUAUUAACAUUAUCUCAAAAAGUUAGAGAAGAAAGUCAAUCUAGUUCAUCAGUUAAUGAAGAUAAACAUCAGACUUUUUUUGAAGACUGUUCACAGAUGGCUGAAUUAGAUUUAACUAAUAUGAACACAAACUCUCCGGUUAUUUUGAUACAAUCUUUAAAAAAAGAUGGAGAUCCAAUGGCAUUGCAACGGGCUUUGAAUGAACAUAUGCCAAAUAAUAUCAUUAUGUAUGUGGCGGAUAUUUCUGCUGUACGGCAGAUUGAAAUUUAUCAAAACAACAAUCCAUCAAUAGAUUUAAAAGUAUACUUCUUAAUUUAUGGAGGUUCUGUGGAAGAACAAGAAUAUCUUACAUCUUUAAGGCGGGAGAAAGAAGCGUUUCAUACACUGAUUAAUGCUAAAACUACGAUGGUUAUACCUGAUGACCAAGAUGGAAAAACUGAAGAUUGCUUAAGUCUUCAAGUACAGUCAGAUACCGACUCUGAAGCAAAUACACGUAAAGGUGGAUUACGAGUACAACUUGAUGUUUCAGAUACUGUUAUAGUUGAUAUGAGAGAAUUCAGAAGUGAACUACCUGCUAUACUUUAUACACGGGGCAUGAAAAUCGAACCUAUAACUUUGCAGGUGGGCGAUUAUAUUUUAUCACCAGACAUUUGCGUUGAAAGAAAAAGUAUCUCUGAUUUAAUUGGUUCUUUAAAUAGUGGAAGAUUGUAUAAUCAAGCCAUUGCCAUGACAAGACAUUAUAGCAAACCAAUGCUGUUAAUAGAAUUUGAUCCAAAUAAACCAUUCUGUUUCCAAGGCCAUUAUUAUGCUAGUAAAGACAUACAAAAUAUGUUUAUUACUUCAAAACUUCAACUUUUGACUUUACAUUUUCCUCGGUUAAAGCUUGUAUGGUCACCUGGACCACAUGCAACAGCACAGUUAUUCGAGGAAUUAAAGCAAGGAAAAGAUCAACCAGAUGCAACCACAGCUGCUCAAAUUGGAUUUGAAGAAAAUAAAGAGAUGACAGUAGAAAAAUAUAAUCCCCAUAUUCAAGAUUUGGUUGCUAAAUUACCAGGAGUUACUACCAAAAAUUUACACAUGAUAUUAAAUAAAGGACAAUCGUUAGAUCAUCUUAACAAACUUACUAAAGAAGAACUUACGGAAAUGCUUGGAAAUAAAAAUGAUGCACAAAUGUUUUACAGUGCAUUUCAUGACAAAUGUGCUAUAAGUGAACAAAAGUCAAACACAAGUAGUAAAAAACCUGCGUCUAAAGGUCGUGGAAAAAGACUGUUUACUAAAAUUAAAAAGUAA